Molecule: messenger RNA, 5206 nt
Organism: Lactuca sativa (garden lettuce)
Lineage: Eukaryota; Viridiplantae; Streptophyta; Magnoliopsida; Asterales; Asteraceae
Source: RefSeq, a predicted model, not a curated record
CUUGCCAUCCCUUAAAAUCCCCUAUCCAGUUGUAGAAAAGAACCACGGUGACUCAGUUCUCUCGCCGUCUCCCUCCCUGUUCUCGUUGACUCGCUGUUUCCUGCCGUUGACUUUAUUUCUCUUUUACCGUUCAUCUUUCUCAGCCUUGUGGCCGCUUGUUCGUCCUCUAUCGUCGCCGUUUCACGUACAUUUUCCGUUUGUUCCUUUCAUGGAAGGUAAAAGUGGAUCUUGUAGUUGUCUCUACAAUGAUAUUCGGUGUUGAUUUGUUUGAGGAUUACCUAAGUGAACUAAAAAUCGAUUUCAUUUAGACAAAAGUGGGGAUGUUUAUGUGGGUUAAGUAAAUCAAAAUAGGGACGUUGUAGGUCAAAUGAAUCAAUAUAGGCACAUGAACCACGUAAAAACUGGUUAACCAGUUCAAUACUUAGCCAUAUAUAUGUUGGUUAAAGCUUCCAAAAACUUGUCACAUAAGUGCUAUUGCAAUGAUUAAUAGCCCUUUUCGGCUUGAAAAGAGAAAACGUACCUGCCUCUCUAUGUAUUCCAACCGAGUUUAGAAUUAAUGGCCUUUAACGUAAAAAUCAAAAGCAAAGGUUAAAACAUACGUAUACACAUUAUGCACCAUAUAGCUUUGUGGAAAUUGUGCCUUCCAAAAUUGUCAAGUUUCAAUACUUCAAGGACUAAAAUUUUAACUUGACGUGACAUGUUUUCACCAUUAAACGGUUGUGGUAGAUGCAAUUAAUGAGGAAUCAGAUUCAACGACAACUUUCUCUUCUUUUCAAAAUUUGUUUGGUGGCUCCAUUAAUAUGCAUGUACUAAAUAUUCCUCGUGUUGGGUAGUGACUUAAACGUCACAAGAAAUAUAUAACGCUGAAGGUCUGAACCAGUUCAUUUUGAUCAUCACAAAAAUAUACAUCACCAUUUUUAGCUCUUUGUAAUCUUUUUGUUCCAAUUUUGUAAACACUGAAGUUACAGUGGAUUGUUUUUCGGCUUCCCACCCUCAUGGUUUUUCCAGAUUUGGGUUUUCCAUGUGAAUCAUUGUAUCUUUUUUAUGUAUCGUUUUCAUUCAUUUUUCAUUGGUGGUUGAUUAUUGUUUGAUAUUUUGAUCUUAUUCCGCAUUGAACCAAUAUUAUUCUAAUUUAUUCGGAUUCUUGGAGUGCAACCACAUUGGUCUUUUACUACAUAGCUCCAAAGGCAAAUUCAAAACUCAAAGGCUGGGGAUAAAAGUCAACAUAUUUACAAUUAGGGUUCAUACAAUGAAAUUUAAACAUUUUGCAGAAACAUUAUAUAUGUACCGGAUCGUGAUGUCGAAUCAUGAAGAAAGCCGGUGAAACCGACUUUCAUAAACAAUAACGUGUGGAGGAGUUUCGAAAAUCUUGGGAAGGGUGAAGAGUCAUCGACACAUAACUCGUAAUGGUUGUUCUAUUUGAACUUCCAAAAGGAUCUUCACCUUCUUCAUCAACUCAUGGCCAUAUUAUAUCAACAUGUGGUCCUAGAUCAUCAACUCAGGAUGAUAGAUAUGAUGUAUUUUUAAGUUUUAGAGGUGUUGACACUCGUCUUAGUUUUACUAAUUAUCUUUAUGAGGCCCUUAUAGAUGCCAAUAUCAAUACCUUCUUGGAUGAUGAAGAGAUUGAAACAGGGGAAGAUCUAAAACCAGAAUUAGAGAGCGCAAUUAAGGCAUCUCGGGCUUCUAUUAUCGUAUUGUCUAAGAAUUACGCUUCUUCAACAUGGUGCCUCGAUGAAUUGGUGAUGAUCCUUGAGCAACGUAUGUCCUCUGACCAUAUUGUAAUCCCCAUCUUUUAUCAUGUGGAGCCCACCCAUGUUAGGAAGCAACAAAGUAGCUUUGGAGAUGCCAUGGCUAAACAUAAACAAAUGAUGAAGGUAGAGACAAAUCCAAUUAAAAUAAAUCAAUGGGCUAAAAAGAUGGACCGGUGGAGUAAGGCACUUGUAGAAGUUGCUAAUUUAAAAGGAAAGGAUGUAAAAGGAAGGUUUGAGAGUGAUUUAAUCGAAGAAAUUGUAAAAGACAUCUACCGUCGAUUACGUAUACCCUUAGGGAGUGUUCGAUCAUUUCUUAUUGGGAUGGAAUAUCAUAUUAAUUUUGUCACUUCAUGGUUGAAAGAUGGAUCCUCACAUACGACAGACAUACUUACUAUUUAUGGUAUAGGCGGGAUCGGGAAGACAUCAUUAGCCAAACAUGUCUAUGGGCUAUAUUCUCGUGAAUUCCACACAAGUAGCUUCAUUGAAGAUAUCACAAGGAAAUGUGAUGAACAGUUUAAUGGGUUGCUUGAUUUACAAGAACAACUCUGCAAUGACAUUUCAAAAACAAGUUCAAUUAAAUUUCAUGAUGUUUCGAUAUACACCGCAAAGAUAGAAAAUGCACUGGCCCGUAAAAAGGUGUUUGUAGUUCUUGAUGAUAUCAGUACCCUUGUUCAGUUGGAAGCAUUACUUGGAAGCAAAGGUUUUCAUCCCGGAAGCAAAGUUAUAAUAACCACAAAGGACAAAUGGUUGACAGAGAGUUGUGAACUAUUCAAAAGAAACAUUAAACCCAAACAUGUAAAAGACUUCCUUGAAGGCUUACAUGAGAUUAAAUCACGACAACUUUUGUGUUCCCAUGCGUUUAUGUGUAACCAUCCCAAGGCAGGUUAUGAAGAGGUGACAGAUAAGCUUAUGAAGUAUUGUCAGGGACAUCCAUUGGCUCUUGAAGUUUUGGGUAAGUCUCUGUAUAAUCGGGAUGUGGCUUACUGGGAAGGGUGCAUGGAAGGGCUAAAGAAAGAAAUUAGUUCCCCUAUAAAUAAUGUCUUGAGAAUGAGCUUCGACACUUUGCCAUCAAACAACGAUAAGGAGUUGUUUAAGCAUAUUGCUUGUUUUUUCGUCGGAACAGAUAGAGAUGUUAGCGAAACAAUAUUAGAGGCAUGUGAUAUAAACACAAGAUCCGGAAUCACGAAUCUCAUUGACAGAUGUCUUCUUAGUAUUGGACCGAAUAAUGAAUUGAAGAUGCAUCAGUUGGUCCAAGAGAUGGGAAGAUUUGAAGUACGUCAAGAAUCACUUGACAAGCCAUGGAAGCAAAGUCGAUUAUGGUGUCAUAAGGAGUCAUUCAGAGUGUUGAAACAAAAAAAGGGUAAGGGAAAUCUUCUAGGCCUUGCCCUUGACAUGCGCAUGCUUGAGAAAGAGAAGUUGGGAGCAUCAUUUGAGCUGAAAACAGAUGCAUUGAGUAACAUGGAUAGUCUUAUGUUACUACAACUCAAUUAUGUGCACAUGUAUGGGUCUUAUGAGAACUUUCCAGAGAAUUUACGAGGCUUAUGUAUGCAUGGGUUUCAUUUAAAGUCUAUACCUGCAGAAUUACCUAUAGUGAAUCUUGUUGGUCUUGACAUGUCAUAUAGCAAUAUCGAAUCAUUUGUAAGUUGUUAUAGUAAUCCACAACGACUUGAGAAGAGGCAAAAGGUGGAUGGAUCGUGCUUAAAAGAGAAAAUAUUGUUUGCUUCACUAAAGAUUCUUAAUUUAAGUUUCUGCAAACAACUUCAUAGUGUUAGUGACUUUGAUCAACUGCCUGUGCUUGAGAGGUUAAUACUUAGAAAUUGCAUUGGUUUGCUUGAUAUUUGUGAAUCAAUUGGGCAAUGUGUUGAACUUGUCCUCAUUGAUCUGAGCUACUGCAAGAAGCUUGAAAAACUUCCAAGAAAUAUAGGGAAGUUGAAGAAGGUUAAAACAGUGUUGCUAGAUGGUUGUAAUCUUGAUGAAUCUCGAAUCAAGAAUAUGGAUGUGGAUUCACUGGAAAUAUUCACGGUUAACAACAUUCGCAUAAACAAAAGAACCUCUUUCUCUUCCUUUGUGGGUUCCAUACCACAUGAUUUGAAGUCCUUUGCAAUGUCUUUACCGAGGUCUUUAGUAAGGUUGUCACUUGCAAAUAAUAAAUUGUCCCAUGAAUCCUUUCCCACAGACUUUAGUUGCCUAUCCAUGUUAAGGCAUUUAUAUUUAGAUGGUAAUCCUAUCAUUUCCAUGCCUAGUUGUGUGAGAACCCUUCCUAGACUUGAGAUACUUAGCAUGGAGAAUUGUAAAAAAUUGAAGUCAGUCGAGUAUCCUCCACGUACACUAAGAGAGUUGUCUAUUAAUCCUUUUGAUGUGCAUUAUGUAAAAAAAGUUGUAUUUGAUCCAGAAAUGUGCCCACUCAAGCUAUCCGUAAACUGGUUAAAUUACUUAUCUUCGGUAGAUUGCACACGUGGGUCGUACGAAAUUGAAGGUGUGGUCAAAAUCCAACCAAUGGCUAGUGUUGAGGAAAAAGUAUUACAUCGCUUGGGCUGGACUAAUUUAGACUUCCUUAAUGAAACACGUGUGGGAACUAAUUCUUCAGAAUCUAAAAUCGAGAUGAUGAUUUACGAAUUUGCAAUAUUCAGCACAUUGUAUGAGGCGGAGGAGAUGCCGAGUUGGUUUAGGCAUAGAAGUGUGGGACCAUCAAUAUCAUUUACCAUCCCAUCAUCGUCAUCACCAUCUCCAAACAACCUUACAGGACUCAACUUCUGCUCUAUACAAACAUCAGAACCUUCUGCUGAGUGUUUUUAUUUAUCAUAUGGUCAGUUCCCCAUUACGCCAAUGAUGACAAUUAGUAAUAUAACAAAAAACCGUAGGUGGAUAUACGAACGUUACAGGGAUAAAUUUAGUGAAGGUCUAAAGUGUUGGGUGAUGUUAAGUCAUUGGAUGUUUGGGAUGAAUGAAAUGGAGGCUGGUGACCAUAUUACUAUUACUGUUACAGAACCAUAUGGUGAAGUUAUAAAGGAGUGUGGGGUGAGUCUUGUGUAUGAAGAUGGAGAGAAGAAGGAUGAAGAAGAAGAUGUGUUGGGUUAUUACAAGUCAUGGAAUCACAUAAUUGGUGGAGAUCUCUCUCCUUUUCAAACAACAACCGGAGAAUACCUCCUAAACAACACACGUUUUUUUGAGACUGGCAUUGAAUUGUAUCCAUAUCAUCGUAAAGUCAUUACUGAUGGCCCCAACUUUCAAGAACAAAACGAAAAGUAUUGGUUCAGAGCUUUUUCUCAAAGAAAUUCUAGCACGAUUGGUAGCGCACGUGAGAUAGGUACCGAUGCAAGGUUUAGAGAAGACGGAGCAGUCAAGACUCAUCUUUUAUUUUGAGUAUUCAUCAUGUUGUCUAUACUAUGAAAGAACACACUUGUAAUUAAUAUUAUACUGUUAAUGCAAUGGAUGUUGUUGAUGCUUGUUUACUA